UUCUUUUUAGAUAAUCUCUACUAUUUUCUUUACUGGUUCUUGGUGCAGCUUCUACCUCCAGGAUUGUAUAUAUUGCAACCUUCAUUUGGCUGCCAGUGAUAUAAUUAUAAUAUUCAUAUUAUAUAUUGUUUUUUGAAUUUUUACUACACCCAAUGGACUGGUAGGAUGAUAGUUUAUAUUGUUAGCUUGGUUUACUAGUUCACUCAAUCCCACUCUCAGGGAAGAACUUAUUUUCAGACUGGAAGCUCAAACAUGUGACAAGCAGUGAGAAGAGAAAAAAUCAUCAGUAGUAGUGCUAUCAUGGCAUUUUCAAGUUCUCUUUUCUGUAGGCUGCUAUUAAUGCUCUUUGUUUUUAUCCUUGGUUUGAUCAGUGGCAGUAGCCUUGUGCUGAAUGAUGAUGUGUUAGGGCUGAUAGUAUUCAAGGCUGGAUUGCAGGACCCCAACAAGGCAUUGGAUUCAUGGAAUGAAGAUGAUGACAGCCCUUGCAGCUGGAAGUAUGUGAAUUGUGAUCAUAGGAAUGGCAGAGUCACACAAGUUGUCCUUGAAGGUUUGGGCUUAUCAGGAAGGAUUGGGAGAGGCCUAGAAAGAGUAGAGAAUUUGCAUACACUCUCUGUUGCUUAUAACAACUUUUCAGAAUCCAUAAGUCCUGACAUUGCACAAAUUGGAGGUCUGAAGAACUUGAAUUUGAGCCAUAAUAAGUUGUCAGGUAGGAUUCCUGAUGGGUUUGGCAAUAUGGAACGUUUUAGGUCUCUGGAUUUCUCAAACAAUGCAUUGUCUGGACCCAUUCCUGACCAGCUCUUUGGUGGGUCUCUCAAAAGUAUAUCUCUCUCAGGUAAUAUGCUGUCUGGUCCUAUUCCUCAGAGCUUGCUUGCGUGCUUGUACUUGAGAAACUUGAAUCUUUCUGCAAAUAAUCUGUCUGGUUCUUUACCAGCAUCCUUCUGGGCAUUAAGGAAUCUGAGGGUAUUGGAUUUGUCAAACAACAAUUUUGUUGGUGUUGUCCCCGUGGGUAUUAAGGGAUUGUAUAAUCUGAGAGAACUUUACUUGCAAAAUAAUCAAUUUUCAGGGCCUGUGCCCUAUGACAUUGGUUGGUGUCGACAGCUGAUAGCCUUGGACUCAAGCCAUAAUUUGCUUUCAGGCACUCUACCUGAAUCCCUGCAAGCUUUGAAUUCAUUGGUAUUUCUGAAACUACAAAAGAAUAAGUUGGAAGGAAGUAUUCCUUCUUGGAUUGGGAAUCUGACUAGCAUUCAGCACAUAGAUUUGUCGCAUAACAAAUUCAAUGGCAAACUUGCAACUUCUGUUGGUAGGUUGAGAUCUCUAGUAUUCCUCAAUAUGUCCAACAAUGCACUUUCUGGAGCCAUUCCCAGAUCAGUCUUGCAAUGCAGUAACCUGUAUGUUUUAGAUUUAAGUAACAACCUUUUGUCAGGACUCAUUCCACAGGAGCUGUUUCAGUUGGGCUUAAAGCAUGUAGAUUUGUCUUCGAACAAUCUCACUGGAACUAUACCUCUUGGUUCAACCAAUUUGUACGAUGUUCUGGAGGAGUUAGAUUUGUCAAAUAACCAGUUGAGAGGAGAGAUACCAUUUCAGAUCAGUUUAUCCUUCAAUUUGAAGUACUUGAAGUUAUCAGCAAAUUUUCUGGAGGCAAUGAUUCCUCCAGAGUUUGGUGAUUUCAGAUUUAUAAAAGUACUGGAUCUGAGCUACAAUAAGCUCUAUGGGAUGAUUCCAGGGAAUUUAUUUGACUCGGGCAGCCUCUCCGUCCUGAAAUUAGAUGAUAAUAUGCUUACUGGGCGAAUUCCUGCAGAAAUUGGAAACUGUGCUUCUAUGUAUUUCCUGAGCCUGGCACGCAAUCAGCUGAAUGGACCUAUACCAGCAGAACUAACCAAACUACAGCAUCUUGCAAUCUUGAACUUAUCUAACAAUAAACUGACAGGGAUGUUACCUACAGAACUAGAGGAUCUUCCAAAUUUACUUGCAGUGAACGUAUCUUUCAACAGACUGGAAGGUAGAAUCCCAAUGAAAGGUGUGUUUCAAUAUUUGGAUAUGACAUCAUUUGAGGGCAAUGCAGACUUAUGUGGAGCCAAUUUGAAUAGAACCUGCCAAAUGGCUAUGGAUAAGCCUCUAGCUCUUGAUCCAAAUGCAAGAGGUAGGAAUGUGGGGGGCUUUCCUGCUGUAGUUGAAAGCAAACACAGGAAACUUGUGCUGAGUGUUUCAGCAAUCAUUGCAAUAUCGGCAGCUGCAGUCAUUGCAUGUGGAGUUAUUGCUGUGACAAUUUUGAAUCUCAGGUCUCGAAAUCAGCUCGAUUCAACGUUGGUCAACCUCCCCAUUGAAGCAUUUUCCAGAUCUUCAAGCAGUGAAAUGCCAUCAGGUAAGCUAGUGAUGUUUUCUCCCAGUGCAGAUCUAUGGACCGAGGAUUGGAUAAAUAAUGCUCACUGUUUACUGAACAAAGACUGUGAAAUUGGAAAAGGAGGCUUUGGAACUGUAUACAAGGCAGUACUAGGGGAUGGAAGGGUAGUUGCAAUUAAGAAGCUGAUGAUCUCAAACUUGGUGAAAUCCCAAGAUGAUUUUGAAAAGGAGGUCCAUCUCCUGGGGAAGAUGAAACAUCCAAAUCUAGUUGGUCUAAAAGGUUACUAUUGGACACCACAGCUACAACUCCUAUUCUAUGAUUAUGUUCCAAAUGGAAGCUUGUACAGUAAAUUACAUGAGAAGUCCCACCCAAGUGCCUCUCUGAAUUGGCAAACUCGUUUCAAAAUAGCAUUGGGUGUUGCUAGAGGACUUUCCCACCUUCACCAAGCUUGCAGACCCCCACUCAUACAUUACAAUAUAAAGUCCAGCAAUGUACUACUGGACGGGGACUGCAACCCAAGAAUUUCAGAUUAUGGUCUUGCCAAGCUCCUACCAAUGCUUGACAAGCACAUCCUGAGCAGCCAAUUUCAGAAAGCCCUGGGAUAUGUUGCCCCUGAAUUUGCUUGUCAAAGCCUAAGGAUAAAUGAAAAAUGUGAUGUAUAUGGGUUUGGUGUGCUGGUUUUGGAACUGGUUACUGGUAGGAGGCCAGUGGAAUAUAUGGAAGAUGAUGUUUUGAUCCUGUGUGACCAUGUAAGGACUUUACUUGAAGAAGGGAAUCCCUUGAGUUGUAUUGAUCCAACCUUGAAUGAUUUUCCAGAGGAAGAAGUAAUUCCGUUGAUCAAGCUGGGAUUGAUUUGUACAUCACAGGUACCUUCUAGCAGACCAUCCAUGGCAGAGGUGGUACAAAUACUUGAUGUUAUAAAGGCGCCAUUAGAAAGCAGAGAAAGGCUCUAAAAGCUGAAUCAGUUUUUGGUAAGUUUUCUUCAACAUUUAGCUCCUAUUUUGGCUCAAGCAUUGGCACAAAUGCAAAAAUAAUGUCCACCUUUCACCAAUAAGUACCAUUGUCGGCAAUCAAAAAUGUCAUGGAGCUUCCAAUCCUGAGGCAAUGAAGCUUCCAAUCCUGCCAAGAUAUCAUUGUCGAAUUCUUUGGUGACCAAUAUCUCUAACUCUUUGCAAAGGUUGAUAAUUCUCCCGUUACUAUGAAGUGUAUUUCAUAGUACUUUUCUGCAUUUGUUCAAUUCUUAACAAUGCUUGAACAGUCUUGAAUUUGGUGUUCUGCUGUAAAUUCUUUGUAAAAGACUCACAAUGUAGUUGUGGGUCGAUGCUGUUUGUAAGAACUGUACUCAUUUGGUUUUGCACUGUUAAUUUAUAUUUUCAGCUCUUCUGUGUGUUAAA
Cryptomeria japonica (Japanese cedar) is the source of this 3735-nucleotide messenger RNA. Its product is annotated as probably inactive leucine-rich repeat receptor-like protein kinase At3g28040. The transcript is spliced from 2 exons. The coding region runs from base 301 to 3294 and encodes 997 amino acids. The record is from RefSeq and is a predicted model, not a curated record. Gene Ontology annotation, biological process: protein phosphorylation. NCBI's taxonomy places the organism in Eukaryota, Viridiplantae, Streptophyta, Pinopsida, Cupressales, Cupressaceae. Gene Ontology annotation, molecular function: protein kinase activity; receptor serine/threonine kinase binding; ATP binding.